CGGCAUGGUGAGUGUCGGUUACCGGUCCGAAAACACAGAUGCCUCUUUGGAGAGGCCGUGGAAAAGCUGUCCCUCAGCUUGACUCGCUGGCGGCAUGUCUCGACGCGAACGGAACUUAUAUUUGUACCGCAUUUAAUCCACGAUGCUACAUUAUCCAAAAGGUGAUCUCCACUCCUGGUGCAUUUGUAAAUACAAGCGCCGAUGAAGGAGAUGCUCAAUCAGAUUCGGAUGUCGAUUCUGAAUUCCAUACCAGCAAUGAUCGUCAACACCACUUCCAUCACCACGUUUCUAGUACAUUACCAACUGCAGUUGAGGGAUACGUGUACAUGAAUGGGGAUGUCGGCAAACUGCCUUCAGGGGCGGUCUACACAACCACCCCUGAUUGUACCGCUGCACAACUCGGUGGCUCGACAAUGCCCGAAUUUGUUGCAGUCAACGGGGUAGCGGAAGGAGCGGAGGCGCUCAGCCCCGUUCCUGUGUCGGUACCCCAGGAGAAUUUACCUCAGAAUCCUGCCUUAUCACUACCACAAUUAAAACAAAUGCUCUCGCAACAACUGGAAUACUAUUUUUCGAGGGAAAACUUGGCAAAUGAUACGUACUUACUAUCCCAAAUGGACAACGACCAAUAUGUCCCAAUAUGGACCGUCGCAAAUUUCAACCAAGUUAAAAAACUUACCAAAGACAUCAAAUUGAUUACUGAAGUAUUACGAGAAUCGCCUAACGUGCAAGUGGACGAAGAGGGUAUUAAAGUGCGGCCCAACCACAAACGAUGUAUUGUAAUUUUACGAGAAAUUCCUGAUCACACACCUCUAGAGGAAGUCAAGAAUUUAUUUUCGGGCGAGAACUGCCCUAAAUUUAUAUCAUGCGAAUUCGCGCACAACAAUUCGUGGUAUGUAACGUUCGAAUCGGAUGAAGACGCCCAACGUGCCUAUAGGUAUUUACGAGAAGAAGUUAAGGAAUUUCAGGGGAAGCCAAUCAUGGCGCGAAUUAAAGCGAAGCCGAUGCAUCGAAUGCCUUUGCCCACGACACUACCCACAUUCACCAAAAACGGUUUUCGCGUCACACCACCUCCCACUGCAGUAUACGACCCUGCUACUUUUCCUCCUGGGCAGCAGCGGUUCAUCUAUCCGAACGGCACCUCUGGACCACCUGCGACAUACUCCAAUCAAGUGCAUGUCUAUCAGUCUUAUCAGCAACAACCUUUUUACACGUCGGUUGUUCAGGCUUGGCCUACAGGAGGCCAUUACUACGAUAUCAGUAGUGUAUUUCAGGUAAAUGGGCUGGCCCCGCAGACGUUUAAGGCGCCGCCUUAUCGUUCCAAUAAUAGAGUAAGAAAGCAAAAUCGAACGUCGUCACAAGCUGAAUCAAAUCCGCAGGGAUCGUCCCAAAAUUCUAAUCAAAACAAUAAACAUAGUACCCAGGUGCCUCCGUCGGUUUCCCCCCAGGGGGUUAAAACUAAUACCACAGCAAUUACAAAAUCUCAGGUUUUAAAUGACUCUUCACGAAGUAGCAAUUCGCAACCAAGUGUUAAUAGUGAUGGUCAGGAUGCUCACUCAACAAAUAGUGUUCCUUUAGUGCUUGCAGGUGUGCAGCCGAUUGUACGAACUGAUGUAAUCGAGGACGGUACAAUUCUUUAUAGACCUUUAAUAUUGGCUCCAGUGCAAUUGAGUAAAGAACCAGUUCCGCCUAGGCAUCGCCGUAAACGUAAAGAUGAGGAAUCGGGACCAAGUAGUACACAAUCUGUGCCACCUUCUAAUCCACGCGAAGUAGUAAAUGCAGGAGCUCAAUUUGACUUGGAAGAUUCAGCAUUUCCGCCAUUGCCAGAACACUCGGGAAAUACAGUGCCAAUAAAACCGGGGCAGAUUGUGACCGUCAACUCUGAGAUAGUAGUGCCACAAAAUUGCUCAGAGCAGCCGCAGAAUUCCAAUUGGGGCGAAAAUAGGUUAGCCGACAUCGUGAAGGGUUCGGCUAAACCAAAAACAUCCAUUAAGGAGGCGAGUAGUGGUCCCGAAAGCGACUCUCCUAGGACGUGUUCACCUACAAAUGUUGCGCAAUCAAUUCAAAAUGGACCCGUGAAACCAAGUAACGCUUACACGAGUCCGGAAGUAAAAGAAUCUAUCACUAAUAAUGCUCCCGCUGUCUCUAUUUCUCAAAAUAGUCCAGCAAAUCUUACGCUUACGCCUCCUAACUCUCCUGAAAAAUUAGUUCCUGUAAUGACAGCUAAGUGUACGAUGGCAGAUAAAUCGACUAAAACAGAUGACGUCCUUCUGAAUGGUGAUUUAGAUGCCGCAUGUCCCACCACUACGAAUGCUGCCACCAUGACUGUCGCAAUUACAUGUGAAGCACCCACACGACUUAGCCAUGUAAGUGUAGCUGCUAGUACGAACAGUCGCGCUCAUCCUCCAUCCAAUCGACAAGAGCCCCGGCCGGAAAUCACGAAACAACCCAACUCGCCUCCACCUCCUCCAUUGGAAAAUUCGUGUAAUCCACCGCGCAUGAGCUAUGCACAAGUUGCACAACACCAAAAAGAACUUCGAGCACAAAAGGAGAAGAACGUUAAAGAGAAGGAGAAGACGGGCGAAACUCCUCCACAAAAUAAUAAGCAAGCAGCACCUCUCAACAAUAAUUCCACUACUGCCGGUGGCCGGGUACAAACAGAGCAACGAGACUGCAAAGAUUCGAAAGGUAGAUGUUGGUCAGCAAAGGGAGGGGUCGAGCCAGUCUCGUCACGGGUCGUCUAGGAACGGAACGAAAACCACAUACGACAGAUCCGGUCUACAACGCAGAAGACCAGAGCAGAGAACCUCUCAAUUGCGCGACUUUGUACCGUCUCGUUCGCCCAAGUAGCACAGGUUACCAACCGGUGCAGUGUAUGUGCUGCAAGCAAUGUGGAGCAGUGCUGUAUGAGGUUUUCAUAUAUUAAUGUUAGGUAUAUAUAAACUUGACGACACUGUCAUUGGCCAUAACAUAAGUGAAUCGUGGGUGUGACAUUGCCUGGACUCGAAAUACUACUGUCCGAAUUUUUUGGCAUUUACGUGUACAUGUACUUUAUGAUUUCACUUAAUUUCGUGCGAGUCAUGUUCCUAGCUCGAGAUACAUACUGUUGAAUUUUCAUACGUUUUAAAGGGAUUUUAGUACUGUAAAAUGAUAAGUAGUCGAUGGGUGGUUCUACUUAUGGUUAGCUCGCGCGUGCGUCUGUGAUAGGCCCUUGACUGUACGACUCACUCCAUUGCCUUCAGUUGACGCGUAUAUAACAGCAGUAAAAUAAUAGCAGUCGCUUUUAAAGCUUGUUGCUGACAGUUUCGCCGCUACUUGGUGACUUGCGGUCCUGUCAAAUUUAAUAUUAUUAUUGGUGCUCGAGGAAAUUAUCAUGCUUUGGUUUCAUAUCUGGCACAUUACUCGUGUAUUUUAGGACCAGUAAGACAUUUUCUAAUGCUGACGGGCGGGUAGCGCGUGUUUGUAAUUUCCGAGCAGUUCAUCUAAGGGUGUUGUACAGACUAAUGUUAUAGCAAAGUUAUUUUUGACAAAUAAUUACCGUAAUAUAUAAGCUGUAUAAGGGAGUGUAGGUUAGUGUAUGCUGCUGUUGGGUUUUUAAAUUAUAGUUUUGAUCGAUCCGGUUGCUUGGGUAGGUUACCACAGAAUAACAUCCCUCAUUUUUUCUUCGCGCGUAGAGAGAAAUUGGUAACGGAGUUUGACGAAAUAUGACAAAUACUUAUUUAAAUGUGAGUAACUGAUAGGCUGUGUAUGUAUAUAAAAAUUCUUAAUUUUGCCUUGUGAACGAAACUUCAUUGUGUAAAUAUUGUUAAAAGACGUAACCCGAGCAACUGGACGUGCAAAUACUUUCAGUUAUCAGUAUAUAUUAGGUUAUUUUAAGACUGUUAGCUGAUUAAAAGUUAAUAUUGUUACUUUGAUGGGAUUUCAAAUUUCUCAUAUGAUUGGGCAUGCAUCGAUUUAAACAAAAAAAAACGGUCGUAUGGGCGAUUAUGUUUUAUAUAAUGGCAACAACAUGCAAAUUGUACGUUUGCACAUGUUGGGUGUGUUUUAUAGCACAUUUAUAUGUAUAUUUAUCUUACAAUUACGGUUACUUUUGUGUGCAAAUUUCUGUAACUAUUGUUAUUAUUAUUAUUAUUAAUUAAUGAUGUAUAUGUUCUUAUGCAGGGUUAGGGUGUUACUAUUUUUUAUGCAGCUGAAACAUUUCCAACGCUUGUUGUUUCGAUUACGCCCGACAGAGAUGGCCAAACCGUCGCGUUGCGUAUAUUUUAUCCAAAAUAUAUUUAUAUCGUGCUUGCAUUCCAUUUUUGUCUGAGAUAUGUCGAAAGUUAUGCUUAUUAUUAAUGCGUGUCAUAUUCAUUUGGCUUCAAGAAAUCUUGACUAUAACUUUUAUAUUGUAUAUAUUUUGAAUUUCAGAUUGUAAGAAUAAACUCGAAUAGAUGUAGUGAACGCUCCUCGAUCCCUAGGCGAAAUAAGGGGGUUUGAUUGUGAUAGCAAGUUUUAUCUUUUGGUCUGCGUACAACAGACUACUUUAGAAUUUGGCAUUACCUACCGUGCCACAAAGUGUCUCACGACAAAAAUCUAGAAUCAUAUCUUCAUGAUCGGCCUAAAAAUCUGAUUUUUUUCAAGUCCGUAAAGUAUCCAAUUAGAUGUUUAUAGCAUAAUUUUAGAUGGCAUUUAACUACACAAAAACUCGCUUAGUAAACCAGAACAAUGCUUUUAAAGCUUCGAGUGCAACACUAACCAAUAACCAAAAGUAAUAAAUGUACUUAAAAAUAUCAGUCCCAACUUGGUGCAUUGUGGUAUGCGAAAUAUCAACAACUAACCGUAAAAACAUUUAUAUUGUGGCAUAUUAAAAAUUUGAUUAUCAGCCCCCUGCGAUUAUAAACAUCUUGUCUUGUCUCGAAUUUUGUACUGUGAUCCGAUUUGAGGCCCCGAAUUGACUAUAAAGCGAGUGAUAAUUGAGGUGAUACGGAACAGGACGCGCAUUGUUGCUAAUUUUGAUGUUUGUGCGAGUGCUUGCGGGCUUUUUUGAGGCAUUUUGUAGACUGACUUAGAGUGAGAAUUCGCGCCGUAGGUAUACGAGUUAACUAAUAGAACGUGACGCUUUGGCCACCUCGCGUUUUAUUAUUUUUUUCUUUCUUCCCCUGAAUUUGUUAUCCGCUAUCUGUAAAUCUUCUUUUAAGACUUUUUCGAGUGUGAUUAUCUGUCGACUAAGAGGAGAUGAUAUAUUGUCAUAUUUUUUAAUACUAGAUUCGUUUUAAGGUUUUAAUAGAAUGUGUUUUCAUUUUGCUAUUUGUUUUGAGAAGUUAUCCUAGUGUUUAGUUUUUAAUUUAGUAUUUUCUAAUUAAUGUUUAAGUAGCCUUCAAGUUUAAAUUAUUCGUUUAAUUUAAUAUUAUAUUCUAGUCGAUCAAAGAUGUAUGUUAUGUUUAUGCUUGAUUCUACUGUACAUUUAUAUUCCGGCGCAUGUGUUUUGUUUGAAUUACUUCGAGUUAUAGUGAUAUUUAAUUUUCGCAACUAACUGGCUAUAAAAUUCACCCAGAUUUUGACACACAACCAAAAUACACUCAAUUUGUUUUUAUAAUUACAGUGCUUCCAAUGACGAAGUGGUGUUCUGUGUAAUAUUUUAAUCGUUUUACAGUCUUAAAAAAGUUAUCGUUUCAUGUCGUAUACAAUCCGAGCUUUUUUAUAUUGAAAAAUUCCUCAUUUAAGUAACACCAAAUGAUUGGUAGAAUUAUAUUUCUUGUUGUACUCAGUGUCAAAUUCUAUAUCGUUAAAUGUGUACAUCUUGAAAGUGUAAAAAAAUUGUAUAUAAGAACAGUGAUUAAUUUAGUGAAUAGCAAUUUCUGUGAUCCGCAGCAUGGAUCAUACGAAAACCACCACGUAUUUAAAGAAUAGCCUCAUGUCAAACUUCAAUUUGUACGUUUCACAUUGUUAAAUCUAAAUAUUUUUAUAUACGAAUUAAUAAAUGUGGGGUGAGUCGCAAGAAUAUUUGCACGCUAGUUUAAAUUAAUGUUGUGACUUAUAUCUAAGAGAAAUGCCAUAAUGCAUAUCAUUUGGAGUUUUAAGUUAAGAUCGUAUGUGCCAAACAGUCGCACAUUAUAAUAGGCCAAAUCGGCUAAUCAAAAUGCCAAUUAUUUAAUUUCGUUAAUCAGUUUCGCAAUCAAAAUUGGCUUAAUACAACGUGAUGCGAUAUAGGUAAACUUUUUAUAUUUUUACAUGGUGUCUGAGAACGAAUUUCACUUACUAUAUUUGAAUAAGUAACGAACAUUAAUCUAGUAUUAAAGUUUAGUAGAUUUUUUAUUUUAUAUUCGCACUUGUCCCAAUUACACGUGUUUGCAUGGGGCUAUAUUUAAAUUUAUAUUAUCACAUUGUAAAGACUGUUGUAUAAAAAGUUAUCAGUAUAACGAAGAAAAAAAAUUGCAAAGGGUUCAAGAUUGUAGUAACACUGCUUUCAUACAUAAGAACAUAUUAUGAACAAAAGGAAAAAAAAAAUAAAAGUAGAGCUGUAUUCCUUAAAUUAUUUAUUUUAACAGUUAUUCGGAUAUGCAAUUGCUGUAUGCCAGGUGUCUGUCUGAUCAACUAGAUAUAUUUGCAAACAUUGUUUGUCUGCCUUAAUGCGUUAGUUUAUUUACAUAUAAAAUAAAUAUUGCAAAGCUCAUAUUACAGUGUGGUACGCCAUUGUUAUGUACAGAUGGAUAGGCCUUAAUAGCAAAACAAUGAACUCUGAAUGCUGUCGAUUUAGGUUGUUUUCUGUUGAUUAUUUGAUUGGAAAUAAAUGAGAAUAAAUUAUUUC
Messenger RNA from Photinus pyralis (common eastern firefly), 6787 nucleotides. It is a transcript of the gene Larp4B, whose product is annotated as la-related protein 4. Lineage: Eukaryota; Metazoa; Arthropoda; Insecta; Coleoptera; Lampyridae. Gene Ontology annotation, molecular function: mRNA 3'-UTR binding. Gene Ontology annotation, cellular component: cytoplasmic stress granule; cytosol. Gene Ontology annotation, biological process: positive regulation of translation. The coding region runs from base 39 to 2741 and encodes 900 amino acids. The transcript is spliced from 11 exons. The record is from RefSeq and is a predicted model, not a curated record.